AUGCGUCUUCUUCAACUCGCCUGGCUUCUCCCGGCCAUCACCGCCGCCGUCGCAUCGACAGCGCCCUCCACCGACGGCGUCACAGCCUUUAUCAAGCGCAGGCUGCCACACCAUGCCGACAGCUUCGAGCUGACCAUAGAGAAUGCCACCAAGGCCUCUACCGCGUCCAACGACGCCUACACCGUGUCAAGCGGCACCAAUGGCAAGGUUCAGAUUCAAGGCACCUCUCCGAGUGCCAUCAUGCAAGGACUGCAUCGCUACCUCGCGGAUGUCGCUCACGUCGAUAUCUGGUGGUUUGUCGGGAGUGACCUAGAUAAAGCCCCCAAGACGCUUCCGCGCUUGGACAAGCCCCUGGAGGGCUCCAGUAUUGUCCCGUACCGCUAUCACUGGAACACAGUCACCACCUCUUACACAAGCGCUUUCUGGUCAUGGGAAGACUGGGAGCUCCAGCUCGACUGGAUGGCCCUGCGCGGCGUCAAUCUCGCCCUCGCCUGGAUCGGUGUCGAGAAGAUCUUCACCGACGUGUUUAGCGACAUUGGCCUCACAGACAAUGAAAUCGGCUCCUUCCUCAGCGGGCCCGCGUUCCUGGCGUGGCAACACUUUGGCAACAUUCAGGGCUCCUGGGGUGGCGACCUGCCCCGGGCCUGGAUCGAGGACCAGUUCAGCCUGCAAAAGAAGAUAGUCAAACGAAUGGUCGAGCUGGGCAUGACGCCAAUCCUGCCCGCCUUUCCGGGAUUCGUCCCUGAAAACAUCACCCGCGUCUGGCCCAACGUCAGUCUGGCCGAGAGCCCCAAGUGGAGCGGCUUCUCUGGCCGAUUCACCGCGGACAAGUACAUCACGCCGUAUGACCCGCACUUUGCCGAGCUGCAAAAAGCAUUCCUCACGAAGCAGAAAGAAGCCUAUGGCAACGUAACCAGCUUCUGGACACUGGACCAGUUCAACGAGAACAAGCCUGCCUCAGGAGAGCUCGACUAUCUGAAAAACGUCAGCCACAACACCUGGCAGACGCUCAAGGAUGCUGACCCCAGUGCCGUGUGGGUGAUGCAGGGCUGGCUGUUUGCUUCGGACAAGACGUACUGGACUGAUGACCGUGUCAAGGCCUUCCUGGACGGUGUACCUGCCAAUGAGGACAUGCUGCUCCUCGAUCUCUUCGCCGAGUCGACCCCUCAGUGGCAACGCACAGAUUCUUUCUACGGUAAACCUUGGAUUUGGUGCCAGCUACACGGCUACGGCGGCAACAUGGGUCUCUAUGGGCAGAUUGAGAACGUCACCAACAAUGCCGUCGAGGCUGUGCAAAAGUCCAAGUCCCUUGUCGGAUUCGGUCUGUCCAUGGAGGGUCAAGAAGGUAAUGAGAUCAUGUACGAUCUUCUCCUUGACCAAGCAUGGAGCAAGGAGCCCAUCGAGACCGAAAAGUACUUUUACGACUGGGUAACUGUUCGUUACGGCGCUGAUCAGAAGGAGAUUCCCCACGGCGUGUACGCGGCUUGGGACAAGGUCCGCACUACUGUCUACAAUAACACCGAUUCCUCCGUCACAGCAGUCACCAAGUCCAUCUUUGAGCUUGUCCCCAGCACCAGCGGCCUCGUCAACAGGACCGGCCACCACGCCACCAAGAUCACAUACGACACCAAGACGCUCAUCAGCGCCUGGAACGACUUGUUCCAUGCCGGUAGCCAAGCCAGCUGGCUGUUUGAGAAUGAAGCCUACCGCUACGAUCUUGCCGACUGGACGCGUCAAGUGCUCGCUACUGCUUUCGAGGCCACCUACAACAAGCUCGUGGAAAAGUAUAAAGGCAAGAAUACCAAAGGCGUCAAGUGCGCCGGCAGCAAGCUGCAGGAGAUUCUGCGCACCAUGGACCGAGUCCUCGACACCAAUGCCAACUUUAAGCUGUCUACUUGGAUUCAAGCGGCUCGCAAGAGCGGCGGCAAGGCCGCCGACUUUUUCGAGUACAAUGCCCGCAACCAGGUCACGCUCUGGGGUCCCAACGGCGAGAUUGAGGACUACGCGUCCAAGCAGUGGUCCGGUCUCGUGGGCGACUACUAUGCCCACCGCUGGCAGAUGUUUGUGGACUACCUUGUUGUGACGGAUCCAAGCGACUAUAAUCAGACGGCGUUUAAGAAGAAGCUGAUGCAGUGGGAGACGCAGUGGAACAACAAGACAAUGCAUGAACAGGUCAACGUUGACGGUGGGAGCAAGGCGGAUGUGCAGAUUGUCAUGCGCAACACGGCAAACAAUCUGAUGGAUAUUUUCAAGGUUUAG
Molecule: messenger RNA, 2259 nt
Organism: Akanthomyces muscarius
Lineage: Eukaryota; Fungi; Ascomycota; Sordariomycetes; Hypocreales; Cordycipitaceae
Exons: 3
Coding region: 1-2259 (752 amino acids)
Source: RefSeq, a predicted model, not a curated record